Molecule: messenger RNA, 4235 nt
Organism: Pseudo-nitzschia multistriata
Lineage: Eukaryota; Bacillariophyta; Bacillariophyceae; Bacillariales; Bacillariaceae
Source: the annotation of a GenBank genome assembly
UGACACACACACUCGCAGACGCAAAACAGCAAGCAAGCAAGCAAGCAAACAAACAAACACUACUCACCCACCCACCCAACGUCCGACCGAGAUGAAGGCCUCGCCCGGGGGAUGGCAGUGGCAGUGGCAAUGGCGGCGGUGGGCCGCAGCGGCCGCCUGCUGGUGGCUCGCCUCCGGGCCCGGAGGGCCUUCCACCCUCGCCUGGGCACCGGGGCCGCGAGGAAGGAACCAGCGGGCCGCAGGCGCAGCUUCAACCGCAACGUCAACGUCAACGUCAACAGCAACGUCAACCGUGCGGUUCGCCACCAGCUACGGAGAACAAUACGCGGCCUUUGCCAAGAUGCAGCAGCAGCUGCAGAACCAGAACCACCAGCAGAACCAGCAAACCACGCCAAAGAACGAAGCAGAAUCUCCCGGAACCAAUGCCGUUGCGGAGCCUGGAAAUCCAGAAAUUGGCAACAAGAACAAUGACAACAACAGCAGCAGCAAGAGCGACAGCAACAGCAAGAGCCAGCUCGGCUACGAAGAACAAUACGCGGCCUUUGCAAGGAUGCAAGCCCCGCUGCCCGACCCGCCAAAACCAAAACCGCCAAUCCCCGGGAGCGUCCACCGCAGGCCCGCUGCGGGUGCGGGUGCGAGUGCUUCUGUUGGUGCCACAUCGAAGGCGACCCCUGCCCGGAACCGCGAGGAGGAAGCAAGGCUCGAGAAGGCCUUUCUGGAAUUCAUCUCCGCCGGAUCCUCCUACCAGUCGAGGGCCGUCCCGCCCCCGGAGGCAAGGGUCGAGAACUACCUGCACGCCAUGUACUCGCAGAACCUGUCGACGAGGCUCGGCUUUCGGGACCUCGAACCCCAAGCAAGACAGCCCGUCGACGAAACAGAAACAAGCACAAGCACAAGCGCAAGCACAAGCACAAGCACAAGCACUCCUCCCUUGGAGGACCGGAACGAGAUCCAGAACCGCAAGCGCAACCGGAACACCCCCAGGGACACGGACGACACGGACGGCGAAAGCCCAAAAACAAAUGGCGGCGUGGGUCCCUUGCCCCAAGCCGGACCGGACGCUGCUCCGAGCGGGCGAGAGAUGUCCGCCUUUGACUCCCGGAUGGGCGUGGACUACCUCUCUGCUCCCGGAAAGGCGGAAGGCCCGUCUCUGCUGCCGUCUCCGACGUCGUACCUGGAGAUCCUGGGGACCGACUUUUCGCUGGGGGAACGAUCCACCCCGCGGGCCGCAACCUUUGCUGCUGCUGCUUCUGCUGCUGCUGCUGCCACCGGAUCGAUGCCAGCGGGUGCCCGCGAGGGUUCUGCCCCGGUGGUCCUUCCACCCGGUGGAGCCGGGAGCGAGGAGGCGAUCCUUCGACCCGCGCUGUUGCCCACGGCCGGCGAGGAACCUGCUGCUCGAUCGGUUCGUGCAGAAGCAGAUGCAGAUGCAGAUGCAGAUGCAGAUGCUGCUGCCAAAGGCCCGGAGGAAACAGAGGAUUCCUUUCGCAACCCGGACCCAAUCACCAAGGUCGGAGACACCACCACCACCAUUACUCCUGAACCCUCCGACGAACCAACGGAAAUGGACCGGUCCUACACGAUCGAAGUCCGCAUCGAAACCACCUUUCCCUCGGACGUCUCGGUCGAUCGGGCCGUAGAGGGCUGGCUGGAAUUUUGCUGGGCGAGGGGCGGCGGAAUCGUGGUUCCCGCGCAGGCCGAUGCAACGCCCCCGCGAAACGAAACCGACAAGGAGCGAGAGCCGGGAGCGCAAAGGCCCGCGGAAGGGAUCCCCACGGUCCGGGAACUCAUCGUCCCGCUCGGGAUGAAGCAGGAACUGGUCCCGACGACCAAGGAUUCCCCCGCAACGGCUUCCAACCGCUCGUCGGCCGAGACCAAAACCAAAACCAUCCGGCGGGAGGUCGUCUCCUAUCGGACCACCCAGCGGGGAUUCUUUUGCCGGGACAUGGUCCCGAAUUCGCACGAGGGAAGGGUGGAAUUCAUCGGGGCACCCUACACCUCCACAAGGAUGAUAUGGGUAGAAACCUUUCGCAUCCAGAAAGACGACGGUGUCGGCAGCGAGGACGAGGAAACAGAAACCCCAGAGGGGCAACAAACACCAACCGAAACGGACGAAAACGGCUUUGGAUUCGUCUUUACCACCAAAACCAUCAUCGACGAAUACUCCAAGCAGCUGCUGGAAUCCAAUCCCGGCCUGCAAUCGAUGCUCGCCAAGGAAAACCUCUGGGGCUCCUGGUCUCAGUUCCAGCUGAAAACCGCAACGCACAACCUCAUUGCCUACCUGGACAAAUCGAUGCCGACCAUCGAGCACGUCGAAAAAAUGCCCCCCGGCGUGGGUCCGGCAGAAGCCAUGGAGGCGUGGUACGAUUACUACUGGCGCAGGGGAGGGGGAGCCAUUGCCGUCGUGCCCGCCCCCGGAACCGAGAGCGGGGGCAGCGGCGGYAGCAGUAGCACCAGCAGCGAUCUGCGCUGGGUCCUCCCGUCCGCCCUGGAAGAAGAGCUCCUCUCGCUGGAAUUCGACCACCCGGCGUCGGAAUCGGGAGGCAUCGAGAUCGACGGGGAACCGGAGGCCGAAACCGAGAUCUCCAAGGCGGUCUACCGAGUCAACAACCCCAACCUCCUGACCUUCCCCGUGCACUACCACCGGGCAACGGUCACCUUUGUCCGGGAAACCAAAACCACACCGACCCAGCUCGUUUGGAAGGUGCAGGUGCAGCCCUACCGCAAGUUCAUGGCCGGGAGCGUGGAGUUUUGGACCAAGAAGGGCAUCGUUCUGGCCUCCAAAAACCUCAAGCGCUACCUCGAGGACCGCCAGCGGAAACAAAGGAAGCAGGAAAUCAAGGAGCAGCUCAAACGACUGGAGGAGGAAACCCGGGCCCUCGAAGAARCCAGGGAGGAGGAGGAGGACUGGAUCGUGGACGACCUGCUCGCGUCCCACGAGGACCUGCGGGCCUUUCUGGGGGGCCCACGCGGCGGGGGCCGCGGCGAGGCGGAACGAACCUUGGAUCCACCCUCUCGGCGCGAUCCGGAACCGGCGGGGCCGCCGGGAGGCGGUGGCAACGGCCGUUCUCGCGAAAGAAUGCCGCCGGUGCAAGAUGCGGAAGCGUCGCUGCUGCGGCAGGGCAGCGACGACAACGACGACGACGACGACGAACCAGAAAUCUCUCCCAAGCGGGACGCGGCUCCCCCUUUUCUUCGCGAGAGAAUCCCGCCGGUGAAAGGUGCGGAACCGGCAGGGCCGCAGCGAGGCAAUGGCAAUGCCACUUCUUCCGAGAGGACCACAGCUCCCCCUUUGUGCCGCGACGGAGUCCCGCCGGUCAAAGAUACGGGAAAAACACCGCUAGAGCAACCUUCCCGUCGAGACGGAAUCCCGACGGCGAAGGACUUGGAAGCGACACGGCUGCAGCAGGGUGAUGAGGACGGCAUCACUCCCGGAGAAACCACUCCUCCCCCUUUCUUUCGCGACGGAACCCCGCCGGUGCAAGCRCCAGAGGUGCAGACACAAGCGUCWAACUCCAAACGCCAUGGCAACGACYGCGAAAAUUACCAGGAAACGMACGUUCGGCCUGCAGCGGAAGAUSGGAGCGAGCMGGAACCACGRUUUCGAGCGGAUGCACCUCCUUCACUCUUUCACGAYGUGACCCGCAGCGUCUCAAACAAGGGCGAGAUCGACAUYGAGAAUCACAGGAGGAMAAGCCRMAAKGGGAAUCGGUCCCCCGUCGAGAAUCAACAAACGGAAMGCAGYCCAUACCAAGAAGCACGCAAGACAACUCCAAUUUAUCACUCGGUGACCCGCGAUAUUCGUCGGGAAGGAACAAGGAAGAUCGACAACGAAAAGGAGGACGAGAUCCGUACCAAACAAAGCAACAAUGGGAGCAGAAAAUCCCCAAUCCAUAACGACGAAACGAAACGCAACCGGCCACGAUUCGAGGAGCAAACCAAGAAGAAGCAAAGCCCCUACGUCAGGGUACGCCCAACCGCUCCGAUUUAUCACACGGUGWCCCGCGAUGUGCGUGGGAAGAAGCAACCGGUCAUUCUUCCGAUGCACGAGUCCGGAGGAGAAACCGGAUCCAUGUUUCGGCCCCGUCCCAAAACAGGCAACGCGACCAUAGCGAUCGAAGUCCCUCCCCCGGGCAAACCCUGAGCAACAGGAAGGAGGACGUCGUUGAUGCGUCGGAAUUUCUGUUUCAAUUCGUUUCCAUAUUUUUUAUGCAUUGCAUGUACCUUUUAAUUACCUG